GUUGAAUGUCAUUUUUGUUUUUUGUUAGGAAUCCAGAGCUUGUCCUUCAUGAUUUAGUAGAAGUAGAAACUAAGAUUAAUGGCUUAUUGGUUGGUGAACCUGAGUCUAAGACUGCUAUUUCUAGUACUGAAUUUAGCCAGAGGGUAUGCUGCAUCAGCAGAUGAUCCAGUGCGUGUAGGCUACUACUGCCCCAGAGACGGCUACUCUUACACGGCAGGAAGCAUGUUUCAUGAAAAUCUAAACGACACCCUUGUUACCCACCUGGUUGCCAACGCCUCGCGUGUGGCGUUCUCAAGGUUCACCACAGGAGAAGGCAUUGACCAAGUUUAUGCUAUGUACUACUGCCGAGGGGAUGUGAAUCUAGAAGCCUGUCAUGAUUGUGUGCAGACUGCAACAGCAAGAAUACUAGAUGUUUGCAACAGGUUAAAACAAGGCAUUGUUUGGUACCAAGAAUGCACCUUACGAUAUGCCAACCACACCAUCUUCUCCCUCACAAAUCAGGAUCUUACCAUUAGUUUCCCAAAUUUUAACAACACCCCUGUUCUAGGAAACUAUCUUGAUGACUAUCGGUCCACAUUUGACAGCACCAUGAGAAACCUCAUUGAUCGAGCUGCUAAUAAUGCAAGCCUUAGACCGGUUGGAUUUGCUACAGCACAAGUCAAUCUCUCGUCAUUUCAGAGCUUAAGGGGGAUCGUUCAGUGCGCUCCCAUCAUUUCUGGAAUUUUCUGUCAGAGAUGCCUCACCGCGGCACUUACACUAAUUGAUCUUUGGACUAACUCUAUGGAGUUUCUUCCAGCUUGUUUUGUUGGCUUUGAAAUAUACGGAUUACCUCCUUCAACCCUUCCUUCCCCUUCAUCACCCCUAGCAGUGCGCUAUAAGGUCCUUAUUGCCGUGCUAUCUGCUGUUGUAAUUCUAUCACUUCUGGUAGGCUUUUGGUUUUGGAAACGUCAUUCUUCGAAAGGGAACCCACAUCCACCACCUGGACAAGAGAAAAACGAUCACAUCCACGAUUUAGAUGAAUAUGAUGCAUCAGCUGAAGACAAUCUAGAACUUAUCGAGAAAGGGAGGCAGCAUGGAUUGACACAGUACACCUACUAUCAAGUGGAGGACAUGACAAACGGAUUCAAUAAACAAUUAGGCGAAGGUGGCUUUGCAGUCGUCUAUCAUGGUAUUUUAGCAGAGAGCAGCAGGGAAGUUGCAGUCAAGGUGUUCUCAAAGAGUGAGGCCCCUAAACAAUUUAGCACUGAGAUAGAAGUGCUUGGACGAAUUUCUCACAAGAACUUGGUUUCUCUAGUUGGAUAUUGUGAAGAAGAAACCAACUUGGCACUUAUAUAUGAGUUCAUGGAUAGGGGAGACUUGAAAGCUCUUCUGUCAGAACAUUCAGAUUCCCUAAGCUGGAAAAAGAGAAUUGAGAUAGCGAUCGACACAGCUCAAGGACUGGAUUACUUGCAUAAUGGUUGCAGCCCGCCUAUAGUGCAUAGAGAUGUGAAACCCGCAAAUAUACUUCUAAACAAAGAAUUCCGAGCAAAGGUAGCUGAUUUUGGGUUUUCCAAAAUAUUUCCAGCAGAAUACGUUUCAAAUUUACAGACAAGGGUGGUGGGAACACUAGGUUAUCUUGAUCCUCAGUAUAAUUUAACAGGAAAUGUGAAUGAAAAAGGUGAUGUUUACAGCUUCGGCGUAGUCCUGCUGGAGCUAAUCACAGGCAAAACAGCAAUAGUGAACAGAGUGAUGAAUUUGGGGAUAUGGGUUAGAAGCGUGCUCGAAACAGGGGAUAUUGGAAGCAUACUGGAUACAAGACUAAGACAAGAUGUAGAUGACAACUAUAUCACUGUUUGGAAAACAGUAGAGUUAGCUGUGAAAUGUAUUCAGUUAGAAAGUGCAGAAAGACCAACAAUGACUCAAAUUGUUGCAGAUCUCAAAGAAUGCUUGAUUAUGAUCAACACUGGAAGUUCUAGUUCAGCUAAAGAUUCACUAGAGAUGAUGAGUGCUGCUGUUUCAAGUAGUACAAUGUCUCCCACACCACGUUAACUAGCACAUUUUCUUGUUUAUCCCAUUCUUUAUUAUAGAAGUAACAUUUACAUUCAUAAAGCUUCUCAAAGAGUGCCUAUAUUUAGCUUUGUGUAUUAUCUUAAUGUUUUCUGGUUUGUAUAUUACCAAACAUAAAGCUUCUCAUAUACUCACUGAUCAACAAAAAAUCCUACAAUUUCUUUUCUGAAAAGAAAAUCUUAUACCAAAAUAUAUAAGAUGUUGCGUAUCGUAUAAAAAAAAUAUAAUGGAAGUGCAACCACAAAAAAGGGUUUCUUACAGAAGAGAGCUUCAGAGUUGAUGGGAAACAUAUGAAUACCAGUAGAGGUGGAUAUGGGCCAGGCUGGCCUGGCACGAGCCCGCUCGAGGUUCGGCCCGGCCCAUUGUCCGCUACGUGGGCCGCGGGCUUGUCACGGGCAAGAAAUUUUAUUUUAGACCCGCAUUGGCACGAACCCGUGUUCAAAGAUCUAGGACUAGCUCUACAUAUUUCUAGAUGCCACUGCAACUGCUUUUGAUAUUCUUCCAUCAAAUAAAAAAAAAAUUACAAUUCUACACAACCUAUUCAUAACUACAGCAACAAACCAACAACAGCUUCAAAAUAUUAUAGUACACUCCCCCCACCCCCCUUUACCCUUCUAUUCUCUUCCCAAGUGACUUUUACCCUCUGGAAUAUGACAACAAGGAAAGUACCUCAGGAGUCAGGAUCGUCGAAAUUCGAAACCUUGGCCAUAUCAAAGGCGGUUCUACUUUCUGCAUCCACAGCCUGAGGAUCUGCACCCCUGAUAAGUGAUUCAACAAAUUAUACACACAUUAGUUAGAAUGCUAAAACAUCGUGAUUUAGUACAGGUUGCAAAUGUUGUCCUUUUUCACAGCAUUCACAUAAACAGAAGCACACAUUUACUAGAUGUCCCCCAAGGAUACCUGAUAUUGCGAGGCCAUCAUGUAUAAUAAUCUUUGAACGUCGCCAUCAUGUAUAAUAAUCUUUGAACCUCGCCAGUACGAUGUGCCUGCAAGAUGAUACUCCAAGCACGGGGUGGGUCCCCGUGGCGGAGCCUCCGACGCUCAAGUCAAUACCCAAAGAUGAAUCAAUAUCAUAGAGAAAAUAGGGUAAUUUGUAGAGAGUGGAGAGAUAUCCCUUUACCUUGAUCGUAAGUCCCCUAUUUAUAAUAGUGACUUAUUAGGUUAGAUAGAGUAAAUGAGCCUCUUAGGACCUACGGCCC
This is a messenger RNA of Beta vulgaris subsp. vulgaris (sugar beet), 3245 nucleotides long. Its product is annotated as cysteine-rich receptor-like protein kinase 7. Gene Ontology annotation, molecular function: ATP binding; protein kinase activity. Lineage: Eukaryota; Viridiplantae; Streptophyta; Magnoliopsida; Caryophyllales; Amaranthaceae. Gene Ontology annotation, biological process: protein phosphorylation. The record is from RefSeq and is a predicted model, not a curated record. Bases 79 to 2028 code for a protein of 649 amino acids. The transcript is spliced from 8 exons.